AUGGCUCGUGAACUCAGGCUAUUGUAUUCGAUUCCUUUGAUUAUUUGUUUGACGCAGGUCAGGGCGUUGGGAAUUCCUAGAGAACAACUAGUCCCAUGUUAUUACAUAUUUGGAGACUCGUUGGUAGAUUGCGGCAACAACAAUGAUCUUGAUACGCUAGCAAAAGCUAAUUAUCUGCCGUAUGGGGUUGAUUUCCCGGAUGGUGUCAAUGGAAGAUUCACCAAUGGUCGAACCAUUGCAGACAUUAUCGGUCAACUUCUUGGUUUUCAAAAGUUCAUCGAGCCAUAUACUACAGCAACUGACGAUGAUAUUGGCAUAGGCGUAAACUAUGGUAGCGGUAGUGCUGGUAUUCGAGAGGAAUCUGGAAGUCAUCUGGGUGAUCGGGUGAGCUUGGGUAGGCAACUACUUAAUCAUGAAGCCAUAGUUUCACGUCUUUCACUCAAACAAGAUAACAAGACAUUUACAGAGGAAUACCUCAGUAAAUGUCUUUACAUAGUAAAUAUUGGAAACAAUGAUUACAUCAAUAACUACCUAAUGCCGACAAAUUACCCUUCGAGUCACCAAUACACAGUGGAUCAAUUUGCAACCGUCCUAAUGCGACAGUACACUCAGCAACUUAAGACUUUGUACAGAUUGGGGGCGAGAAAGAUUGCCGUAUUCGGUUUAGGUAUGAUAGGGUGUGCCCCGGCUGAGAUAGAAAGGUUUGGCACGAAUGGAAAACCUUGCGUGGAAUGGAUUAAUGACGCGGUUAUGGUAUUUAAUCAGCAACUUAAGCCUCUUGUAGAUGAGCUCAACAAUGGUUACCCUGAUGCAAGAUUCACAUUCAUUAACCUUACAAACAUUUUAGCCCCAAAAGGAGGAGUGGCAUUGCCAAAUAAACCUUGUUGUCCAGUACGAGAAGAUGGACAAUGCAUUCCUGAGUCAAUUCCAUGCCCGAACCGGGCUUUAUCUGUUUACCUCGACAGUUUUCAUCCCACGGAAAUCGCAAAUAGAGUCCUUGCGAAAAGAUCAUUCAACUCACUAUCUCCGGUGGACGCGUCUCCUUAUGAUAUUUCCCAAUUAAAUAUGGCUUCUUAUAACUUCACCAUGGUCUUUCGUAUCCUCGUGAUAGUUGCAACAUUGAUCCAGUUUCAAACAUUGGUCGUCGUUGCCGGUGAACCACAAGUCCCGUGCUACUUCAUAUUUGGAGACUCGUUGGUAGACAGUGGAAAUAACAACGGACUCACAACCGCGGCUAAAGCAAAUUAUCCACCUUACGGGAUUGACUUUCCUCAAGGCACAACCGGAAGAUUUACCAAUGGCCGAACCAAGGCAGACGUCAUUGGACAACUUCUAGGUUUUGUGGAUAACUUCAUUCCACCUUAUGCUACUGCAACUAACCCAGAGAUCAGCAAGGGGGUAAACUAUGGUAGCGGUGGUGCUGGUAUUCGCGAUGACACUGGAAGAAAUCUGGGUGAUCGGAUCAGCUUGAAUAGGCAACUACUUAACCACGCAUCAAUAAUUUCACGACUUUCCCUUUUGCAACGAAACAAGACAUUUACUAAUGAAUACCUUAAAAAGUGCAUUUACGUGUUAGAAAUGGGAAGCAACGAUUACAUCAACAACUAUUUGAUGCCCAACAAUUACGUGACAAGCCGUAUCUAUACUCCGGAUCAAUAUGCAGCAGUCCUCGUCCGACAAUACUCUAAACAACUAAUGAAUUUGUAUAAUUUGGGAGCAAGAAAAAUUGCAGUGUUUGGGUUGAGUCUAAUAGGGUGCACUCCAGCUGAGAUCGCAAGGUUUGGCACAGAAGGAAAACCAUGCGUUCAGCCGAUCAAUGAUGCAGUUGAACUGUUUAACAACAGGCUUAAGCCGGUUAUUGAUGAGAUUAACACUAACUUCCAAGAUGCAAGAUUCACUUUCAUUAACAUGACCGGCAUUUCAACACCAGAAGGAGGUUUAGUAUCGCCAGAUCCUCCAUGUUGCCAAGUGAGGUCAGAUGGACAAUGCAUUCCAAACUCCAUCCCUUGCCCCAACCGCGAUGUCACUAUUUUCUACGAUGGUUUUCAUCCCACGGAAAUUGUGAACUCUUUCUUUGCAGCACGAUCAUAUGUCGCACAAUCUCCCAUGGAUGCUUCUCCUUAUGAUAUCAGACAAUUGGCUCGCCUUUAAAAUCGAAUGUAUGAGAAUUCAUGACAGAAAAAAGUUACAUCUUGAUUUUUAAUUUGUUGUUU
Messenger RNA from Erigeron canadensis, 2213 nucleotides. RefSeq lists its product as uncharacterized. The transcript is spliced from 10 exons. Bases 1 to 2151 code for a protein of 716 amino acids. The record is from RefSeq and is a predicted model, not a curated record. Gene Ontology annotation, molecular function: hydrolase activity, acting on ester bonds. Lineage: Eukaryota; Viridiplantae; Streptophyta; Magnoliopsida; Asterales; Asteraceae.